UUGCUCGUUUCAGCUAGGCUGCCACGUUAAGAUCCCGCCGCGACCUGCUCCUACUCUACGCACGAACAUGCGCCUUUUACAACGUCGCAAUGAAGAUAAUUAUCGUCUCACAUAUUUUGACGAGGGGACCAUACCUCCUUACGCCGUACUCUCUCACAGAUGGGGACAAGACGAGGAAGAAGUUACCCUAGCCGACAUAACAAACGGCACAAGAAAGGACAAGGCUGGCUACAGAAAGAUCCGGCUCUGCGCAGAACAGGCUGCCCGGGAUGGUCUGACAUACUUCUGGGUCGAUUCGUGCUGCAUUGACAAGGAGAACUACGCCGAACUCUCGUUCUCUAUUAAUUCCAUGUUCCGAUGGUACCGCAACGCAGCUCGGUGCUACGUUUACCUACUAGAUGUCUCUAAGAUUCCUGCUAGCGAGGAUGGGACUGAUCCAACGCCAUGGGAAUCAGAGUUUCGAAAGAGCGAGUGGUUCAGCCGCGGGUGGACGCUUCAAGAGUUGCUUGCGCCUAGCAUAGUCGUGUUCUUCUCGCAGCAUUGGGAGAGGAUUGGCGACAAGACAUCGCUGAAGCGGCAGAUCCGCGAGAUAACCGGGAUCCCGGAUGCUGCGCUUGAAGGAGCGCGUCUCUCUUCUUUCAGCGACUAUCAGCGAUUUUUGUGGAUGGAACGCCGUCAAACGAAGAAAUCAGUUGAUAAAGCAUACGCUCUAUUGGGCAUUUUCGACGUUAGCAUGAUGCUCAACUACGAUGAAGGGGUUGAGAGUGCCUUUAGACGGCUUCAAGAAGAGAUUGACAGACUGAAGCGAUGCCUGCAAGACUUGCGGCUUACCGACCCGCGCGACGAUAAGAAGCGCAUCGAAGACACAAAGGGCGGAUUACUCAAAGACUCAUACCGUUGGAUCCUCCAGAAUUCGGAAUUCGGCCAAUGGCGCAACGACCAGCAGAGCCAACUGCUAUGGAUCAAAGGCGAUCCUGGCAAGGGAAAGACGAUGCUGCUCUGCGGCAUUGUUAAUGAGCUAGAGGAGUCCGUGGCUUCAACAGCUCUUGUCGCCUACUUUUUCUGCCAGGCGACAGACUCGCGCAUCAACAGCGCUACAGCUGUGUUACGCGGUCUACUGUACGUGCUUGUCGGCCAGCAGCCUUCGCUCAUCUCUCAUAUCCGAGCGAAGUAUGACCACGCAGGCAAAGCGCUCUUUGAAGACGCGAAUGCAUGGGUUGCGCUCUGCGAGAUCUUUACAAACAUUCUCCGAGAUCCGAACUUGAGCCGCACGCACUUACUUAUUGAUGCGCUUGACGAGUGUGUAGUUGACCGACAGAGGCUGUUAGACUUUGUGGUCGAGCAGUCAUCUUCGUCGUCAAGCGUCAAGUGGAUUGUAUCCAGCCGUAACUGGCCAGAAAUCGAGCAAAAGCUUUCGACGGCGGGGCAUGGGGUGGGGCUGAGCCUUGAGCUGAACGCGGAGUCUGUGGCUGCCGCCGUCAAUGUAUUUAUUCAGCAGAAAGUAGCCCAGCUAUCGCAGAGCAAUAAGUACGAUGCCGGAACAAGGGACGUAGUGCACCGCCAUCUGUCUUCGAACGCAGAUGGCACGUUUCUCUGGGUAGCGUUGCGGCUUCCCGUCUGGGCUUGA
Periconia digitata is the source of this 1627-nucleotide messenger RNA. NCBI's taxonomy places the organism in Eukaryota, Fungi, Ascomycota, Dothideomycetes, Pleosporales, Periconiaceae. The record is from the annotation of a GenBank genome assembly.